Molecule: messenger RNA, 669 nt
Organism: Pieris napi
Lineage: Eukaryota; Metazoa; Arthropoda; Insecta; Lepidoptera; Pieridae
Product: larval cuticle protein A2B-like
Exons: 2
Coding region: 80-589 (169 amino acids)
Cellular component (GO): extracellular matrix
Source: RefSeq, a predicted model, not a curated record
UAUAAAAACCGAAACCUGUGUGUAUACCAGCACAUUCCUACUGAGGUCUCGUCUCUGAAGUCACUAGUCACUUAACACAAUGGCAUUCAAGUUGGCAGUUCUUGUCUGUGCCUUUGCCACCGUCCAGGCUGGAGUGGUCGCUCCUCUGUCUUACACAGCCCACCCAGCCCCAGUAGCCUAUGCUGCAGCUCCAGCGCAACUUCUCCACGCAGCCCCAGUCGCUAAAGUCGUUGAAGAAUACGACGCGCACCCACAAUACAGCUUUGCCUACGAUGUUCAAGACGGUUUGACCGGUGACUCCAAGAGCCAACACGAGACUCGUGAUGGUGAUGUUGUACAAGGAUCUUACUCCGUUGUUGACCCCGAUGGCACCAAGCGCACCGUUGAAUACACAGCUGACCCUCACAACGGAUUCAACGCUGUUGUUCACAAGGAACCCCUUGGUGUGAAAGCUGUUGCUCCAGUCGCUAAGGUUGCCCCAUUAGCGUAUGCAGCUGCCCCAGUAGUCCAUGGCGCGCAAUAUGUACACGCUGCUCCCGUCGUUCACGCCGCCCCACUUGCCUACUCAGCUCCUAUCUACCACCACUAAUUUAACUAGUCAAGCAGAAGUACGACCCAUAAGUAUUAAUUUAUUUUACAAUUAAAAUAAAAUAAAUGUGUUAAAAAUUA